AUGCUUCCCCCCACCGUCGCCCACGCUUCUCCCCACUGUCGCCCACGCUUCCUCCCACCGUUGCCCACGCUUCUCCCCACCGUCGCCCACGCUUCUCCCCACCGUCGCCCACGCUUCUCCCCACCAUCGCCCACGCUUCUCCCCACCGUCGCCCACGCUUCCCCCCACCGUCGCCCACGCUUCCCCCCACCGUCGCCCACGCUUCUCCCCACCGUCGCCCACGCUUCGUCCCACCGUCGCCCACGCUUCCCCCCACCGUCGCCCACGCUUCCCCCCACCGUCGCCCACGGUUCCUCUCACCGACACCCACGCUUCCCCCCACCGUCGCCCACGCUUCCCCCCAUCGUCGCCCACGCUUCCCCUCCCAUCGUCCUCCCUUCGUCCUCCCCUCCCUUCUCCGUUGUAAAGGCACCGCUGCAGGUGGACGGGGUGACAUGGCACGUGACGCGGGAAUGGAUGGGCUACCCGCAUGUGAUGUGCAUACUCCCUUCCGCACAUACUCCCUUCCUCACAUCCUACUAUCCUCACAUCUCCCUUCCUCUCAUCCUCCCUACCUCUCAUCCCCCCUUCCUCUCAUCCUCCCUACCUCUCAUCCCCCCUUCCUCUCAUCCUCCCUUCCUCACAUCGCCCUUCCUCUCAUCCUCCCUACCUCUCAUCCCCCCUUCCUCUCAUUCUCCCUUCCUAUCGUCUUCCCUCCCUCUCGUCCGCCCUUCCUCUCAUCCUCCCUUUCUCUCAUCCUCCCUUCCUCUCAUCCUCCCUUCCUCUCAUCUUCCCUUCCUCUCAUCCUCUUGCCCUCUCAUCCUCCCUUCCUCUCAUCCUCCCUUUCUCUCAUCCUCCCGUCCCCUCAUCCUCCCUUCCUCUCAUCCUCCCUUCCUCUCAUCCUCCCUUUCUCUCAUCCUCCCUUUUUCUCAUCCUCCCUUCCUCUCAUUCUCCCUUCCUCUCAUCCUCCCUGUUGGGCUGAGGAUUUCAGCCUUAGGAUCUUUGCAGAGAAUAGGCUAG
Molecule: messenger RNA, 999 nt
Organism: Closterium sp. NIES-65
Lineage: Eukaryota; Viridiplantae; Streptophyta; Zygnematophyceae; Desmidiales; Closteriaceae
Source: the annotation of a GenBank genome assembly